AUGUCCACCGAAACAUCUAUUAACGAUCUUUCCCAACAUGCACAUAAUGACGUAUCACCUAUGCUCAAGCCCAAGCUCCUAAAACCACAUCUGCGACCAAGCAAGCCGACGUGGUGGAAAACUUUGCUGGGUAGUCCAUAUUGGUCAAAGUCUAGGCCCAGACAGGGCCGGCCUACGUGGUGGGAGGUGCAGGAGGCGCUGGUGGCGGCAAGGGCGAGGUUGGAUGGACUGGUGGAUGAAGUGAGGGAGAGGGUGGUUGAGGAAGGAGAUGGCCGAAGGGGGUUGGUGUGGGAGAUGGCGAGAUGA
Molecule: messenger RNA, 306 nt
Organism: Parastagonospora nodorum SN15
Lineage: Eukaryota; Fungi; Ascomycota; Dothideomycetes; Pleosporales; Phaeosphaeriaceae
Exons: 2
Coding region: 1-306 (101 amino acids)
Source: RefSeq, a predicted model, not a curated record